Leishmania mexicana MHOM/GT/2001/U1103 is the source of this 2898-nucleotide messenger RNA. RefSeq lists its product as hypothetical. The record is from RefSeq and is a predicted model, not a curated record. Bases 1 to 2898 code for a protein of 965 amino acids. The transcript has a single exon. NCBI's taxonomy places the organism in Eukaryota, Euglenozoa, Kinetoplastea, Trypanosomatida, Trypanosomatidae.
AUGGAGUUUUCAAAACGCGUUGGUGAGCUUGCGCACCUCACACGGCGCUUGAGUCGCGUGCAGACUGACGAAGCACGUUCACGGCGCCUCCUCGCGUCUGCAUGCAGCGCGCCAAACGUUGUGGAAAAUGAAGCAGGGCUCCGAAUCUCGGCCAGCCAGCAACGAGUGCGCUCGCCCGCUUCAGUGCACCACCACACCUUGUCCGGAUGUGCGGCUGCUCAAAACCAGCUGCUGCUUCGACGCAUUCCACUUUCUGUCUCACUGGUGGAACGCAGCUGGUGGAAGCUGGAAUGCCGCCAGCAACAACGGGAAGCACAGCGAGGCGCAGCGCCUGGCACCAUUGCCGGCUCGGCUUCAUCACCGCCGGCUAGCAGCGCCGAUGUCUCCACCCCUUCUUCAGCACCUGUAUUGCAGCCCGAGAAGAGCAAAACUCUAUCGAUUGUGCAGUCCUCACCUGCAGCGUCGCGCCAGCACCUCGAUGCUGUUGCUCUCCUUUUGAAGCUUCUCCACUCGGUCGAAGAGGCGCGUCGACAAGUUCUGCGGAGGAAAGAGAGGACAGCGCAGCGCAGGUGCGCCGCAGCGGACGACAAGUGGCGGAAGUUUCAGGAGGAGCUCGCACCGCAGCUGCGCCGCCGCAAUUGGAAGAGUGGAAAGCAGAACGACGUGCGCAGUGAAGACAGUGUCGCGCUCCUUCGGGGAACAGCCAACAUGCUGCAGGAACGCUGCCGCGCCGCUAAGGAGGAUGAGUCGCUUCUGCGCGCCUCGCUGCUCGCCCGCUCGUUUGUCUCGGCACGCCUCUGGGAACUGCUGCUGAGGAAAACUGUGUGGACGGCGGCUGUCGUAGAGCACAAGCGUGCGGUGGCGGCGACUAGUAGUGAGUCGUCGCUGACGGCACCUCAGGCCACGCGACUGCUUCUCAUGUGCCUCGCAUUCACGCGCCUCUCGUUGGGGGUGUUGCGCGACUACGUGGAGGGGGGAUGCUUCAGCCGGCACGCGCCCCGCUUCGUCGUGUCGAUGCCGUCGCGGUCGUGGCAGUCCCGCAAACGGAAAGUAGACAUCUGUAGCCUCGACGGAGAUGCCGCGCUCCGCGCGGCGGCGGCGGACACGUCAGUCGAAGCCGGCGACGGUGCGCGCGAUUCCAAGGACCGCUCUAGUGUCGAUACAGCUCCGGGCAGCAACCAAGAAGAUGCACUCUUUUCCAUGCUGCAGGAAUCCCUGCAAGCCCCUGGCUCUGCUGCCGCCGACGUCGCACCUGCGGCAAGCGCGCCACGCGCCCAUGACUCCGCCUCGAACAGCACCAAGCGCAAACGGCGGCCGGGCAGAGUGGCGUCCAUGCGAUGGAUUCCACCUCACACGGCGCAUGUGAUUCCGCUCGCCUCGCAGACGCUCGCCCUCCAUAGUCUCGUUUUGCCAGAGAUGGACGUGCCUGCGCUGCUGCGUCUCGGCUGCGCAGCGGAACUAGUCGAUCUCUGUGUAACGCUGCAGCGAUUGGCCUCUUGUGUGCUAGUUUUGUCGCCCCAGCAGACGCCAUCGCUUGCAGACAGCACGCAAGCCGCCAAGUCGCUGCAGCACGCUCUCCACUGCCUUGAGGACGCCAUAACAAUGGUGGGGCGUCAGGUGAAGACACACCUCGUCACUGAGCAAAGCGUGCGUCUCUCUAGCGAGCCGAUAGCGGUGGCGACGACGCCUGGGCGCCUUCAACCUGCGGACGCCGCACGGCUUGCGGUUCAGCUGCACAGACUCCGCCUACUUCCCGUCGGUGACGCAGAUGCCGCGCUCUUGCUGUCGCAGCUGCUGCGCGACAUGUUCCCUGAACUGCGAACCAAGACGAGUCGCAUAUUGAGGGAGAAGGCACGACAGUCUUCCCUCUUGGCAUUUGCCACGCGUCCGCACCGCAUGAAGCUAUACGUGCAACACGGCCGCCGAGGCGCAGAGGGCUACGUACUGGGUACCAUUGUGCAGCAGGCGCGACUGCAGCAGCGACAGCUUGCAGCGGCACUCCGUGCGCAGCACAUCUCCGAGGUUCAUGUGCAGCAACUGGGUGCAUUUGCUGAAUCUCUGCCACCGAAUGAACUUGUUCGACUGAUUCAACUGUGCGCGAGCCACGCACACAGCAGUCACGUAAUGCAGCAGCGAGCGUUGUCCGCCGAGGCUUUCGAUACUCCGGUGACAGGAUGCCUCUUUCUUGCCGAGGCUCUGCUCAUCUCGGGUGCGCUCCAAACAACUCCUGACCAACCAAGUACGCUCUCUUUGCAGGAACUAGCCAUCUUAUGGGAUGCUGCUACACUGCUGUACCCGCUCAUUCGUGCACGGAGGGCGCAGCAGCUCGUGGGCGGUGCUGGUCGUUCGCGCCUUUCGCAUGCGGCAAAGACCGAGUCCGUCAUCUGGGCAACCUUUACCGAACACGUGUUGGUGAUGGUGAACGGGGCUUUGGCACAGCGCCUCCAGAGCCUGGAGAAGCUGCGGCAGCAUGAGUCUACGGCGAUGCGGCGCGCUCGCGUCACGAGCGGAAGGAAAGCAGCGUCAGAUGUCGCCGUCGCGGAGCGUGAGACUGCCUUGAUAGACAGCCGAAUCACGGCCGACGGUUUAGUCAGCCUCGCAGCAGGCGUUCUAGAAUACGCGGAGCACGACGAGAGUGUCUCCACUCGCAGCGCCACCGCUCGCACACACUCUUCCUCACUACCAGUGCAGAAGUUGGUGCAAGUACUCGCUCGUCUGCUGCAAGAGCUGGUCUUUCAUGAUCGGCAACUCUGGCACUCUCUCAGCAUCCUCCCCGCCACCCAGCGCAACGCCGUGGAGCGUCAACUUGUGAUGUGCUUCCAGACUAUGGGUAUGCUGGACGAAACAACGACUCGCGCGCUUGACGCGCUCAGCCGGCGCAGCCACGUCGAGUUGUGA